UUGAUUAACUCAUAUAAGCUUGCAAUGUCCAGCAGGCAUAACUGGACACUGCAAGACAUAACUGGACACUGCAAGACAGAGGAUCCUAGGAUUGUGUCUGGGACUGGAGAUACUGGCUUGUGUCAUUGCACAUUCCAAGCAGAUUACAUGCCAGAGGCUGUGCAUGAAUAGCCCAGGAGUGGGAGUUCUCACAGCAGAGCAGGGUAAGGCUGGCUCCCAGAGUCAAUGAUUGGAGUGACCUAGCAGAUCACCGGUCCACAUAACACCAGAGGGGAACCUCACACACAGUCACUGCAUUUUAAAACUAGCAUUUGAAAACUCCGCAUCCUGUUUAUUGGUGAUACUUCUGCAGUUUCAGUUUUCAGGACAUUACAGCUAAAUGGACCAUGCUUUUGAAAACAAGGAAGCUGUGCAAAAUCCAUAUUUACCAAGCAUCAGAAUCUUGCAAUCAUUUUUUUUUUACUUUAUCAAAUCAUUUUGGAUGCUCAAUAUCUGCUUUUCAAUAUACAGUAUCUUAUUAAAAUUCUUUAUCUUCAUUAACAGAAACAGUUACUGUACUGUUUCUUCAGAAAAGAGCCUGAAGUGGAUGCACAAUAUGUAUAACAACAGUACUGAAGAUCUACACAUGACUGCAACAUGUAACGGAAGGACAACUUCAUCCACAUCGAACGUGGAACGAAAAUUUACAUUGGUUGUUUUGGUAUUACUGGCAGUUCUUAUGGUUUUGUUAGCUCUUAUUACAGUGCUUGGAAAUGCCUUGGUCAUCCUGGCGUUUUUGGUGAACAAAAAUCUUCGGCAUCGGAGUAAUUAUUUCUUUCUUAAUCUUGCUAUUUCAGACUUUUUAGUGGGUGUAUUCUGUAUCCCCCUGUAUAUCCCUUACAUCCUGACAGGGAAGUGGAUAUUUGGAAGAAUUCUCUGCAAACUCUGGCUAGUUGUAGACUAUCUUAUGUGCACAGCUUCAGCAUUUAGCAUCGUCCUUAUCAGCUAUGAUCGGUUCCUGUCAGUUACUAAAGCUGUGACAUAUAGGAUUCAACAGGGAACGAUGUCAAAGACUAUUGGUAAGAUGGUGGCAGUCUGGGUCUUUGCAUUCUUACUCUAUGGCCCCGCAAUCCUCAUUUGGGAACCUGUGGUCGGCUGCAGCAACGUACCUGAUGGAGAAUGCUAUGCUGAAUUCUACUACAACUGGUACUUUCUCCUAUGUGCUUCAACCUUUGAGUUCUUCACACCUUGUAUCUCUGUGGGCUAUUUCAACAUGCACAUCUAUUGGGAUAUACAAAAACGCAAGAGAAAAAGGCUCCAGAGCACAGUCAGUAUCAGCAAACAGGUGUCUGUACCUCCAACAGGAAACAAUGUCUUGAUGGCUGACCAUUGCUCUUUGAAGGAAGAAGUUCAUUCUACUGUUUUAGAAACAGAGGACAGUCUUUCUACUACUUCCAGGUCACAGACGCAGUCACUGGAGACUGACUGUUCACCUCAGUCCAGAGGCUAUUCCAUAACCCCUGACAGUGAUCAGUCAGUAACCCUCAGGGUGAAGACCAGGUCAAAAUUGAACAGGGAUAAAAAUAUUGCAAAGUCACUAGCCAUAAUUGUCUGUGUCUUUGCCAUUUGCUGGGCACCAUAUUCACUACUUAUGAUAAUUCGCGCAGCCUGCUAUGAAAAGUGUGUCAACGAAUUCUUGUAUGAAAUAACAUUUUGGCUUUUGUGGUUCAAUUCCUCUGUGAAUCCCUUCCUCUACGCUCUCUGCCAUGUUAGGUUUCGGAAGGCUUUCAUGAAAAUAUUGUGCCCAAAAAGGUUUUUGGUAUUGCCACCAGCCCUGUCAGUCUCUUCUUAGAGAGCCAAACUAAAAGACUUACAACAGAAGCUCCACCAUCUCAUUUCAGUUAAGCUUGUUAUGAUCUCAUCUUCAAUAAUAUAGUAGAUAUGCUUGUUUCAUAGAUGGCAUUAGUCAAGGAUGCAAUAUGUGAACUUACCAAUAGUUUGAUAAUUUUCAAUGCAUUAGUUUCCUUUUCUCUUGAAAGUACCAUGUUAAAUUCAACAACAACUUUUGCCUAAUUGUGCACUAUCCCUUUAAUUUAUGAAUUUUGUUCUCAGGCACAGAACAUGAUCCCUUUCUUUUAUUAAUACUAUUUAUUUAAAAUUGGGACAACACAAGGCAUAUAUUUUCAAUGGCCGCUACAAAAGUGUUCCUGGGAAAGAGACAUCAGUCUGAAUCACACAUUUCGAUGUAGUUGCCAAGUUUUUAAAGAAUAGAGCAGAUUCAUGCAUCCAUAACUGUCAUUUAAAGGAACAGAAGUUCAACAAAUAUAUAUUUGAAAUGUUACAGAAUCCUUUGGGAGGAGUAAUAUUUUCUUUGCAAGAAUGUUAUAGAAGCCAGGUAAGACCUUCAGGGCAUUACAUGCUCCCCGUAUCAGGGGGUGUGUGUGAGAGAGAGAGACUAAGCCGGCUAACAUAAUCUAACAAGCCUUUUCCAUUUCUAAUUAAAAUAUACUCCACUUAGGUCAAGUGCGUUCUGUGUGCAUGCAAAAUCCCAUUGAGUUCAAUGUGUCAGUAGGCAGCAUUUAAAAUACUUAGGAGAAUAAAGCAAAAUGUCUCCAG
Chelonia mydas (Green sea turtle) is the source of this 2595-nucleotide messenger RNA. RefSeq names its product histamine receptor H4 (gene HRH4). Gene Ontology annotation, molecular function: histamine receptor activity. The coding region runs from base 380 to 1831 and encodes 483 amino acids. Gene Ontology annotation, cellular component: membrane. Gene Ontology annotation, biological process: adenylate cyclase-activating adrenergic receptor signaling pathway. Lineage: Eukaryota; Metazoa; Chordata; Testudines; Cheloniidae. The transcript is spliced from 3 exons. The record is from RefSeq and is a predicted model, not a curated record.